Molecule: messenger RNA, 1788 nt
Organism: Bacillus rossius redtenbacheri
Lineage: Eukaryota; Metazoa; Arthropoda; Insecta; Phasmatodea; Bacillidae
Exons: 2
Coding region: 110-928 (272 amino acids)
Biological process (GO): regulation of transcription by RNA polymerase II
Cellular component (GO): nucleus; transcription regulator complex
Molecular function (GO): DNA binding
Source: RefSeq, a predicted model, not a curated record
UAUUAUCAUACAGGCAGCGGAGCGUGGCGGCGCGGAGCGGAGCGGUGCGUAGCGGCAGUUGAAGAAACAAAUCAUUUUGUUUCUUGCGAGCGGCAGGAGCGGCAGAGCGAUGGAUGUAGAGCAGCUAAUUGUUGAAGUGUUCGCCAGAAAGCCUUUGUGGCAAGUGAAAAAUUGCCAGCAUCACAAUCGAGGUGUGAUAGAUAAAUUGUGGGGAGAAGUUGCAUCAGCUUUGGAGUCUGAUACAGAAGAAUUGCGUAAGAAAUGGAAGAAUUUGAAAGACCGAUUCAGGAAGGAGCUGAGAAAAAUAAGAGAUAAGAAGUCAGGUGCUGAUGGGGCUACCCAACAGGAAAGUGACUGGCCAUUUUUUCCAUUGUUGCACUUCUUACGGGAUCAGAUGACUCCAGCACAGAUGAGCGGUAAUUUGCAAGAAAUGACAGCUUCUGAAAUCCAUGAUACAGCAGGAAACAGUGAUGAUGAGGGAGGACAGGAGACACAAGUACGGUUUGCAAGUGAAAGAACAGUAGAUCGACCGCAAACACCUCCAAACACGUUAGUUCGGACACCAGAUACUCAUGAGCUUGUUCGAAAAAGGAAAAGAGACAAUUCACAGGACGUGGCCACGCAGAAGCUCUUACAAAUAGAGGAGAAAAAACUGGAAUUCCUACGAAAGGAAAACGAGCAAGAGAAAAAUGAUGACUACCAUUUUUGUAUGAGCAUUAUUCCACAUAUGAAUAACUUCACCUCGCGACAAAAAUUGCGUGUGCGUAACAGAAUUCAAAGUGUGAUUAUUGAAGAGUUAGAUAAAAUAGAAGGCACACAGACUAAUCAAGAUGGGCUAACAGGAUACGUGUACGGGGAGGACGGUCACUAUACACAAUUACCAAUUCACAACAACCAGUCAUACCUCCCAGGACCUUCUCAUAUUUAAGUUGUUGAAGUUUUUAGCAUGGUUGCAGUGUACAACAAUUUUUUAUUUGUUUUAAAUAUCAAGCAGUGUUUUUAUAUUUAUAACUAAUGACUAUAUUUAAUAUUUCUUUGUGAAUUCCUGGUUAUAAUAUGACAACGCAAUUGUGGUAUGUAGGUAUCUAUGUAAUGGUAUUUCACGUUUGAUUUUCUUUUAAACGUAAGUAGUAAAACUUGAUUUACUUUGUUAAGGCAUAUAAUUUUUUUUUUGUCGUUCUGUCCCUACAUAAUGAUUCAUUUCUUGUCACUCCACAUGAGUAACAACGUUAAUUGUUUCAAAUAACAUUUAUUUAACAAAGAAAAGCAAGAACUGUGCCAUACGAAUAAUUUGAACCUAUUGAAAAUUUGUGAGAUAACACUUAAUAGUUAAAGUAAAAAUAACGUCUUAAUCACCUUAUAGUUACCACCAAUCUUUCUUCAGCACAUAUAGGUCUCCUCCAGUUUGUUUCUUGUUUCGUAAUAGUGGAACCGACUUGAUCAAGUAUGUACAUAAAAGUUUCCAGCGACAUUCUCAUGUACUGGAAAAAUCUGUCCGGAUGUCUUUUCACUACCGCGAAAAGGUGAUGAUAUUCACCAUUAUAACAUCUACUUUCACAUAUUUCAUGUAUCCACAAUCGUCUCCUUUUUUGUGUUAAUACAUUGUACUUCAAAACAGUAUUUUCAACGAGAAACAUACGGCGACGCACCUUCGACAGCGACAUUAUGAUACCAAUGAAUAGGUGUGUGAUUGCACUCCGCUGUGGUCUGUUCUGUCUGGAACACUAGCGCUGCUUGCCGCUUCGCUGCGGAACGCUGUCUGUGUGUAGCGCCGUCGCUGCGCCCCGC